Striga hermonthica is the source of this 255-nucleotide messenger RNA. Lineage: Eukaryota; Viridiplantae; Streptophyta; Magnoliopsida; Lamiales; Orobanchaceae. The record is from the annotation of a GenBank genome assembly.
AUGGCGAAAUCAAAUCUAUCUGUGGCUAUUCAUUGCAUUCUCAUUCUUGUGCUAUCAGUGGGAAUACUGAGGGUGGAAGGAGGAGAGUGCUUGGAAGGGCUGCCUACAGUGGACGUGACGUGUAGGGGAUCGCAGGCGGACCAAGUGUGCUGGAUUGCGUGCCAGCAGAGGCACGGGCCGAGGGCCGAGGCAUGGUGCCGUGAAGGCCCGGGCCUUCCGGGGUCCGUCGCCUGCAUGUGUUCUUAUCCGUGCUGA